AAAAACAGCUUACGAUUCCCCGAGAUUUUCGCGGAACAUAAGGAAAGCGCUGCUUGCCCGUUCUUUCAUUGGAUGAUCUAAAACGACAUCAUUCACAGAUGCGCCUUCAUUUGACUGUAGAUGUUUGACUUUCUCUUUUUCACAUCUGCAUGUCUUUCAAACCAUCGACAGAUCUUAUGACAAUUACAUUACCUACGUAACUCCCACCAUCAGAAUUCCUCGUCCGUCGUACAACAAUCCUCUCGUUCCAACCUUCGAUUGCCUACUCGUUGAUCUACAUUACAAUCUCAUUGGUCCUUGUAUUGCUCUUUUGGCGCAGGGCAGUGUCACUCGAAUUACGAAUCUACCGAUGCCCACCGAGCCCGAUACACCGUGUCGCGCCCGCCACUGGGGCCGAUUUCUCCCUUAGCAGGGCUAUCACGGUUGCGAAUGUAGCAAUUGAGCCGAGAAGUAAUCUUCAUAUCGCAAGGGUCGCCCGGCAUGGACCGCCCACGAAAACGCGAGUUGUUGUCGCUCAACCAACGCGCAUGGAAUGGAGAGCUAGACAUUUUCCCUGUUGGCUCGUCCCUCGACUCUUCUUUGAAGAAAAACACCGCCUUCAUUAAGCGAUUGCGAACUACCAUCAAUUCCGCGACCUUAAACACGUUUCUCCAAGAUAUACGAACCCUUAGUUUAUCCAAAUACCUCUCCGAGAUAAUCUCAGCAUGUUACGAAGGAUUGAGCAAACUCAAGACCACCGGAGAAAUCGACGCAGCCAUUGAGAUUGUCAGUGCUUUACACCAGCGAUUCGGACCCGGAGAUUUCACAGAGUAUCUAGGAUGGCUUCUUGGCAAGGGGAUGGCUACGCCGGACAAGAGUCUGUUAAAGACCUUGGCUCCCGAGGUCCGCGAGAAGGAAGAGAAAGAACGUCUCAUUCGACAGCGAGCUCUUUUGAGAGUAAUAACCGAGCUUUGGCUUGUGGGAGUUCUCCGCACCCUCGACGACGUAAAAGCAGAUGACGCGACGCGUGGUGUCAAUGGGAAAAAUGCCGAACUAAAGAUCAAGUCGGUUAACUCUACAAAAGGCGGCGGGGCCGAGCCGUUCCCCCUUGAAGUACUUAAGGAUCUCUUGGGCCACGACCGAGAACAUGUGAAUUUACCCCUUCUGGUCAUUUUUGUGAAAUCGUUCGGUUGGGAUAUCCUAGGAGUCAAGGCUGUUGGAUCGGAAGGCCGCAAGACUGUUGAAGAAGAUGGUGCUACCAAGGCUUCGGGGGAGACUUCUGGACGAAUUGAUGGACAAGAAGAAACUAAUGAUUAUGAUUCCGACGAUCCUCCUUUUGCCAGUUCCGAGCUACGCGAGCGAUUCAAGAAUAUUCUCAAACGAUAUUUUGAGGACGUCAAAGCCCACCUUGAACGAGACCAAAAGAAUAUUGUCACACAACGCGGUAGGAACUCCGAGGCAUAUGUCAAGUCCGGAGAAGUCUUUGAGGAUAGGCAGGCCAAUUUUGAACGGCAGCUGAAAGCUCAGGAACGUCUCGUCGGGAAUGCCCAGGUCAUAGCGGAUGCAAUUGGUGCUGAGAUGCCGGACCUCAAAGAAACUGAGGAUGGAUUUUCAAACACUAAUGGCGCAAUUGGUUUAGUCAAGACCGGGGAGUACCUUCGCGGACAGAGCGAGGGCGCGGGGAUUUGGGAAGACGAGGAGGAACGUCGUUUUUACGAAAAUCUAGUAGACCUGAAGGGGAAAGUCCCUGGUAUGUUGCUCGAGGAUGGCAAAAAGAAAAAAACCGACACGGAUGAGCAGGUCGGUAGAAGAGCCGACCCUGUCGAUGGCAUAGAGGGGCCUAGAUCUUUGGACGCGAAUGACGACCAAUCUACCGCCAUUGCCAACAAGACAAUUGGAGCGCAGGUAGAUGUGCUCUUGACUCGGCUUCCUGAGCUUACGCACAAGGAUGCAGUCGAUCAAGCUGCCAUCGACUUCUGCUAUCUAAAUUCCAAGGCCUCCAGAAACCGACUUAUCAAAGCGCUUACCGAGGUUCCAAAGGGUCGUACUGAUCUCUUGCCAUUCUGGUCUCGCCUGGUAGCUACCCUCGGGCGCUAUAUGCCAGACAUCCCCAAAAGUGUUGUGGACUAUCUCGACGCGGAGUUCCGCAGUCUCCAGCGACGCAAGGAGAAGGACUUCCUUGGCCAAGUACGAUUAAGCAAUAUCAGGUACCUUGCAGAGCUCACCAAGUUCGGCAUGGUCCCAGAACACGUCCUUUUCCAUUCGUUGAAGAUUAGCGCAGACGAUUUCUCUCGCAUGAACAUCGAAAUUAUUUGCAACUUGCUAGAGAAUUGCGGGAGAUAUCUGCUCCGUAAUGCUGAUACGUCACGCCGCAUGGCAACAUUCCUGGAAACAAUCCAGCGCAAGAAAUCAGUACACCAUAUUGGCCAGCCAGAGCGUAUGCUCAUCGAGAAUGCGGUAUACUACGUGGACCCGCCGGAAAGGGCGUCGAUCCAGCAGAAGGAGCGGACACCCAUCGAGAUGUUCAUUCGUAGGCUCAUCUAUAUCGACUUGACGAAACGCAACUACACGAAGGUUCUUAAGCAGAUCCGCCGACUUCACUGGGAGGAACAGGAGGUAGUAGACAUCCUUAUUAAGGUGUUUUCAAGACCUGCAAAGGUCAAGUACGGCAGUAUCCACAUCUUGGCUAUAUUACUUAGUGCGAUCUACCGUUACCAUCCAGGCUUCACCGUUACGGUAAUCGACAACGUUGUUGAAUCCGUUGUCUUUGGGUUGGAGCAAAAUGAUUUCAAGUUCAACCAGAGGCGUAUUGCAGAAGUCAAGUAUUUAGGCGAGCUCUAUAAUUACCGGAUGCUAGAGCACCCUGUGAUCUUCGACACCAUGUACAAGAUCAUGACGUUUGGUUACGGUGGCGCACCUAUCCCCGGUCGACUGAAUCCUUUCGAUCUACCAGACGACUAUUUCAGGAUUCGUCUUGUGGCCACGAUUCUUGAGACCUGCGGCAUGUUCUUUAACCGAGGCGCCGCAGGGAAGAAGCUCGACUAUUUUCUUUCUUUUCUCCAGUAUUAUAUUCAUACUAAGCAACCUUUACCAAUGGACAUUGAAUUCAUUGUCCAGGACACCUUUUCUCUUACAAGACCGCAGUGGAAAUUAGCGACGACUCUGGAGGAGGCCACAAAAGCCUUCCAACUUGCGGUUGCCCAGGACCAGAAAAACGCCGGCUUAGACAAAGCUGCCGAUCCAGAUGAUGGUUCUAGUGGUACCUCCUCUGAUGACGAUGGUGGUGAUGGUGACGGAGACAUUGUGCUUCCUGAAGCUGAUGGAGACGAUGAUUCAGAAUCUGAUGAAGAAGAGGAUACUGAAGAUGUCGAGAACCAACCACAAUCUCCUCGAGAUUUCGAGUCGGAGGAAGAAUCGAUCGUAGUUACCAGAAAGGCUGAAGAAGUCGAUCCUGAGGAUGAGGCAGAUUUUGAACGUGAGUAUGCGAAGAUGAUGGCUGAGAGUUUAGAAUCCCGGAAAUUCGAUCGUAAACCACUCUUCGACGUCCCACUACCCGUUCGACCCAAGACUCGCGAUGUCUCUUCAACGGCGGAUGCCGAUAAUGUAAAUGGCGAAAGUGCACCUAGCACAAUGGCCUUCUCGUUGCUGACAAAGAAAGGCAAUCGUCAACAGACACGAACUGUUGCACUUCCAUCAGACUCGACCUUUGCGGUUGCUAUGAAGACACAGCAACAGGCGGAACGAGAAGAGCAGCAGCGCAUCAAAAACCUGGUGCUCAACUAUGACCUUCGCGAGAAUGAAGAUACAGAUGGUCACGAUAAAUCUCCGUAUCACCUUAAUCGCCCCGAUAAGUCCACCAAGGAACGUGGCGGACAACGUGUCCGUAGAUUACAACUCAGUGAUGUUGAUUGGACUUGACAUUCACCUCUCAUCGACCGGAAUGCACAAUACCCCACCUAACUCAUUUGAGCAUUACAACAAGGAGUUUCGAUAUCUCCCGACUGCGCACCAUGCCACACAUAGAAGCUACGAUCCUCAACCUUCGGCGCGAGCAUAACACAUCUCCCGACACGAGGAAGAUUGAGACGGAGGUUCGAUAAUCCCGAGCUAUGUUAACCCCAUAAACAUGGGACCUACCUACCUUAAGGACUCCGUCGACGUUAGUGAAGUAAAUACGCCUAAGCUCUCGGGGGCGGAAGACGAGUGAAGGUGGAGAUAAGUCAAGGAUCCGGGGCCAAGACAGAGUAGAGAAGUGGUAGUUGCUUUGCUGGUUGCCUGGCGGUUCCUGCAUGACCCCUUUCGGUAUAGGACUCUAUACCUGAAUUCGUCUAAGAGUUGACUACGGCAAGACGAUCUUACAAGCCUAUGGACAGACUAACGAUCCCUCAUUUGCAGACUGUAUUUAGGGCACUUUGUGCCUCGUUUAAUUCUAAUUCGCUCGUUACAUUCUAACAUAUAUACUGAU
Molecule: messenger RNA, 4444 nt
Organism: Annulohypoxylon maeteangense
Lineage: Eukaryota; Fungi; Ascomycota; Sordariomycetes; Xylariales; Hypoxylaceae
Product: ARM repeat-containing protein
Exons: 10
Coding region: 481-3897 (1138 amino acids)
Biological process (GO): nuclear-transcribed mRNA catabolic process, nonsense-mediated decay
Cellular component (GO): exon-exon junction complex; cytoplasm
Molecular function (GO): RNA binding; protein binding
Source: RefSeq, a predicted model, not a curated record